Molecule: messenger RNA, 5621 nt
Organism: Gasterosteus aculeatus aculeatus (three-spined stickleback)
Lineage: Eukaryota; Metazoa; Chordata; Actinopteri; Perciformes; Gasterosteidae
Source: RefSeq, a predicted model, not a curated record
AGGGGGGGGGGGAUUCAGUCCGUCCUGCUGGCGAACACCUCGCUUUCUGGCAAAGCGACAACUUUGAACGCGGGGCGAAGAGAAAAGUUCACCGGGACGAGUUAUCUGCUCCCUCCCUCCCUCCCUUCCUCCCUCCCUCCUUCCCAGCAUCCUUUGGACCCGAAGAGCGGCGGCAUGGAGGAGAGAAGAUGAAGAAGGGAGCAGUAGUGAUAGGAUUAAAAGGUGUGGAGAGAGAGUUGUAGGGACAUGGCGGGACUCCCUCGUGACUCCCGGUGCUCGGACGUGACCUUUGACACCGGAGACGACAGCUUUCCAGACUCUAUUGUGUGCCGUGGUGACCAGCUAAGCUGACAUCAAGUCAUCCACCACACACGCUGUAUUAGUUAUCAGUCAUAUGUGAACUUUUCUCUCCAGACCCACGUCUCCCAAAGGGAAGGGUUUUGAAAGCUCUGCCCACGUGGCAUAGUGUGUAAUCCAUCUGAGAAAUUCCAUCUAUAUUGAUUUUAAUCUUCCUGCAACCCGCUCUCUGGCUCCAGCUCGUGCUCUUCUUGAAUUUAGCGCCCCGCGUUUCUGGUACGGCGCGUGGGAUCGUUUCAAUCUUACGGAUUUAGAGGAAAAGUAGCUUUCAAAUCUGCCCCACUCACGGACUUCUGGCUUCUCGGUAUCUUUCUUGAAGCCAAGUUGAGCCUCGAUUCUGAGAAUGCUUUGAGGAUGACAAGCGUCCGCUGUCGUCCGAUGUCUCACCUGAGCUUUCUGGAUCCUCUGCUUUUCCUGAGCAGGCCUCGGAGUGUCACAGAUCCUCCACAUGUCACUGCGGCUCCUUGUAUCUCUUAGGCUGCACAUUUGCAAGCGUGCAACAAUUGGCGGACCGGUGCGGAUCGCGGCAGCUGCGGGGAUGAAGAGCCGGAUCCGAGGAGACGCUGGGAACGGCAGUAAAUGGGACAGAAGUGGGAAGAAGAUGCUGCUGAUGUGGAUUAUCUUCUCCAGCUCGCUGUGCCUGAUGGUCGAGGGCCAGAUGAAGCUCUCACCAGAAACGGUGCAGAAGUGGGCUGUGUCCUUCGGCAAAGAGAUAUCUGCCCUGUCCACCAGAUACUCUGGAGCUAAACUGCUGCAGAAGAAAUACAAGGAUAUCGAGGCAGCGGUGAAGAUAGAGGAGGUGGUGGGAGAGGAGCUCGCAAAAAAGUUUGCCGAGGAGAUGGAGGAGAUGCUCGGGAGGAAGAUGAAAUCUGUGAAGAGGCUGGCGGAAGCGGCGGAGGACGCCGACCUUUACCACGAGUACAACGAAACCCUAAUGUUUGAUUACUUUAACUCCAUGCUGAUCAACACGGUGGAUGGCAAUGGGAACCCGCCGGCACUGGGGGGAGACUUUGCUCUGGAGAAGAACGAACACUUCAAUAAACUGCCGGUCAACACACAACUGAGUAACAUACAAGUCCCUACUAAUGUUUACAACAGAGAUCCAGAUAUUCUGAAUGGAGUCUACAUGUCGGAGGCUCUGAACGACGUGUUCAUUGAUAACUUCCAGAAAGACCCGACCCUGACUUGGCAGUACUUUGGCAGCGCUGCAGGCUUCUUCCGGUUGUACCCAGGGAUCCAGUGGAUUCCAGAUGAAAAUGGUGUGGUCACCUUUGAUUGCAGGAAUAGAAACUGGUACAUCCAGGCCGCCACUUCUCCCAAAGACGUGGUCAUCGUGGUGGACGUGAGUGGCAGCAUGAAGGGGCUCAGACUGACCAUCGCCAAACACACCAUCAACACAAUCCUGGACACACUGGGGGAAAAUGACUUCGUUAACAUCGUCGCGUACAGUGAUUACGUCCGCUACGUGGAGCCCUGCUUCAAGGGCACGCUGGUACAAGCUGAUCUGGAUAACAGAGAGCACUUCAAGCUACUGGUCGACGGGCUUCACGUCAAAGGCGAGGGCAAAGUCAAAAAUGCAAUGAAGGAGUCGUUCAAGAUCCUCAAUGAGGCUGCAGCGCUGGGCCAGGGCAGCCUGUGUAACCAGGCAAUCAUGCUGAUAACAGACGGCGCCAUGGAGGACUUCCAGAGUGUUUUUGAAGAGUUCAACUGGCCGGAACGACGGGUUCGAGUUUUCACCUAUCUGAUUGGACGGGAGAUGACGUUUGCUGAAAACGUUAAAUGGAUCGCCUGCAACAACAAGGGUUACUACACACACGUCUCCACGCUGGCUGACGUCCAGGAGAACGUCAUGGAGUACCUCCACGUUCUCAGCCGACCAAUGGUCAUCAACCACGAUCACGACAUCAUCUGGACUGAGGCCUACAUGGACAGCGUGCUGUUCAACAGUCAGGCCCAAAGCCUGCUCCUUAUGACCUCUGUGGCCAUGCCCGUGUUCAGCAAGAAAAAAGAGACCUUGUCACAUGGGAUUCUGCUGGGCGUCGUGGGAACGGAUGUGGCUUUGAAGGAACUGAUGAGACUAGCUCCAAGAUACAAGCUUGGUGUCCACGGUUACGCUUUCCUCAUCACCAACAACGGCUACAUCUUAUCUCACCCUGACCUGCGCCCUCUGUAUAAGGAGGGGAAGAGGCUAAAGCCAAAACCCAACUACAACAGCGUCGAUCUGAUGGAGGUGGAAUGGGAAGACACCGAGGAGAAACUGAGGACCGCCAUGGUCAGAGGAGAAACGGGGACGAUGGCGCUGGACGUGAGAGCAUCUGUGGAUAAAGGAAGGAGAGUGAUGUUCCUGAAGAACGAUUACUUCUACACCGUCAUCAAUGAGACACCGUUUAGUCUGGGUAUAGUGCUGACUCGAGGAUAUGGACAGUACAUCUUCAUUGGAAACGUCUCUGUUGAGGAGGGUCUUCAUGACUUGCUGGCUCCAGACCUGACCAUAGCCAGUGAAUGGACCUACUGUGAGACAGAUAUUGACCCGGCCCAUCGUAAGCUGAGCCAGUUGCAGGCUGUGGUGCAAUACCUCACUGGCAAAGAACCACAUCUGGAGUGUGAUGCGCAGUUGUUGCAACAGACUCUAUUCGAUGCCGUGGUCACGGCCCCCAUGGAAGCCUACUGGACCGCUCUCAUGCUCAACACCUCUGGUAUGGACGAGGGGGUAGAAACUGCGUUCUUGGGGACCCGUUCCGGCCUGAUGAGGUUCCAGAGAUACGCUGGUGUUGAGAAAAGAAUUGGCAAGACUUUCCUGACCUCCACAGACAUGGAGAACAUGUUCACAUUGGACCAUUUCCCAGUGUGGUACCGCCGAGCGUCCGAGUACCCUGCUGGACAGUUUCUCUACUACAUGCCCAGACAGGAGACUAGAGACGUAUUCAGGGACUAUGAGGCCGACUAUAGCGCCACCUUGAGUGAAGAGGAGGUGGAGCUUGAAGCGGAGGAGGCAGGGAGGAUAGUCAUCGCCACCACGGCUGUCACCGUAACGGUGGGAAAGAAAACUGCCAUCGCGGGAGCCAUCGGUGUCCAGAUGACUCUGGACAUGAUUGAGUCUAAAUUCUGGGCUAUUGCGUCACAGCCAAAUGACACAGACUGCUCUGACACGGACGGGGUUUGUCCUCUUCGGUGUGACAGCUUUGAUAUCGCAUGCUACGUGAUUGAUAACAAUGGCUUUGUCAUCAUUUCCAAAGAGCGUACUGAUGCGGGCCGAUUUUUCGGUGAGGUUGACGGAUCAGUGAUGACGACGCUUAUCAAAAUGGGCAUGUUCAAAAGGGUCUCCCUGUUCGACUACCAGGCCAUGUGUAAGAUGAACCUGCACUCUGUCAGCAGCGCCCGGCCACUUCUCAGUCCGUUCUAUGGUUUGGCUUCAGCCCUCAAGUGGUUCCUCUCCAACUUCCUAUUGUUUCUCCUGGAGUUCAAUAUCUGCGGCUUCUGGCACACGGACCAUUUUGCUGAUGCCAAGCCAUCUUUCAGCGUGUCCUCAGCUCAUAAGAAAAGAGGGGACAUGCUGCAGCCGUGCGACACAGAGUACCCCAGCUUCGUCUACGAGCCGUCAGUCAAGGAGACCAACAGCAUCAUUAAGUGCGGACGCUGCCAGAAGAUGUUUGUGGUGCAACAGAUCCCAGAGAGCAACCUGCUGAUGUUGGUGGUGCAGGCCGACUGUGACUGCUCCAGACAGUACUCACCCAUCACCAUGGCGCCCGAGGAAGUCAAAUAUAAUGCCUCAGUGAAGUGUGACAGGAUGAGGUCCCAGAAGAUUCGCCGACGCCCCGAGUCCUGCCACGCCUACCACGCCCAGGAGAACGCCAAUGACUGUGGAGGAGCUUCUGUUAUAUCUCUCUCUGCCUCUGUCUUUCUCACCUGCCUCUUCUUUGCCAAAUGUGUCUCCUGAUGAUGGACAACUUUGCAUAUAAAGGAGGGCAUUGGAAUGAUUCCAGAGAUGUGUUUGGACACUGGACACCUCAAGUGGAUUUCUUGUUUGUUUUUUUAAACUAAUGUUGCACAUUUUGCUCAUGGCAUUUUUGCUCCACGGAUGGACCCAUGAUGGGGGGGGGACGGGGGGUUUCUCAUUUCCCAAAUCCCACAGAACUUGAAAUUGCAAACACACACAUGCAUAUUAUAUAUGCAGCUGCAAGCAUGUAACACUCUUGUCACCCUGAGUGCUACGUCUACCUAUCGAAAACGCAUUUCUAGCCAUUAAAUAAGAGAAGGGCUGCGGCAACAUAUGGUAAACAUUGUGGUGUAACACCAGUUUUGCUGCUGAAAGUUUGUGUUUUACAAGGGUGUUUGCAAUAUCAGUUUCUGUAACUCUUCUGGAAAUCUCAAGGGGGUGAUGGCUCGGUACCAAGAAAGAACUGGAGUUGAUACAAAUGAUAAUUAUAAAAUCGGAAUGGAAAGCCCCUUCACCAUCUUAUUUUUUACUUGGAUUGCAUCCAGGCAUGUUGUUUUUGUGACAUUUCUUUUAUUUUUAAGUCUGCCUUUCUGUCUUUAUCAGCUGUGUCUUUCUGUGUGUCUGUAUGUUCUGUAUGUUGUCAUGCUUGGCUGGACAACACUGUGGAAACAGAAUGUAGGUCUACAAUCAAAUUGGAUAACACAUGAAGGUUGAUCCGACCAGGUUGGUUAAAAUAGUUUUUUGUUGAUUUAUAAUAACGCAAUUACAUAGUUUCAAAGAAAAGCAAGUACAAAUACAAUUCCCGCAAAAAGUCGCAGUGCCAAAACGUUUUUUCCUGAAAAUCAUUUUUAUGGCGGUGACACAAGAUUGCUGUGUGGAAAAAAAUUAAAGAGGUCCCAUAAUUGCCAUGUAAAUUAACAGUGUAAAUCUGAUUGAAUGGGGUAUUUUUGUAUUGUUUUUUUUUCAUAUUUUGAACAUAAGCAUUUCAUUGUGUUUUGGGUUGUGAGUGUCCCUUUGGCUUUUUAAAUAUUUCUGAAUCAUCUUGCAAAGCAUGUCUUUACGUUAAGCCUAUGAUGACAAAAUUGCCUGUUUAUGUCAUAGACUCAGAUACAUAAUGUUUGUCAGUGUGCAUCAUUACAGGAUGUUGUGUUUUGCUGAGAUUAUCUGGAUAAUUUUAAUACUUUGUCUCGUAUUUAUUCAUUAUUUUCACUGUACAAUAUCCUGUAUAUUGUACGGUUAACAUGUGACCAAGUUAUAUGUAUGUUUGCUGACUGAAGUCUGGAUUUGAUCAACUAAAUUAAAUGAUCUACAUGGAUUUUGUACUGUA